This is a messenger RNA of Suillus paluster, 1413 nucleotides long. Its product is annotated as fumarylacetoacetase. Bases 1 to 1413 code for a protein of 470 amino acids. Gene Ontology annotation, biological process: L-phenylalanine catabolic process; homogentisate catabolic process; L-tyrosine catabolic process. The transcript has 8 exons. The record is from RefSeq and is a predicted model, not a curated record. Lineage: Eukaryota; Fungi; Basidiomycota; Agaricomycetes; Boletales; Suillaceae. Gene Ontology annotation, molecular function: fumarylacetoacetase activity.
AUGGCCUCCCAAAGCAUCAUCCUAAUCCCUGAUGACUCGCCUUUCUCAUUAGCAAAUAUCCCCUUUGGUAUAUUCUCCACCCAAUCUCAACCCACUCCACGCCCUGGCGUAGCCAUCGGGGACCAUAUCCUCGACCUUCGAGUCCUUACACUAGAGGGGAUAUUCACGAAUUGCGGAGUAUCGUUCCCCAGUGAUGUCUUCACGCAUACAACCCUCAAUGCAUUCGCUGCUCUUGGAAGGUCCACUACCUCUAGCGUACGCGCAUAUAUCCAGUCCCUCUUGUCCCGAUCCUCCUCUUCUCCGCUAUACUCGAACCCUUCCCUUCUAAAGCGCUGUACUGUAAGGCAAAUGGAAGCAACGAUGCACCUCCCCUUUGAUAUUGGCGAUUUCACAGAUUUCACGGGUUCUAGGACGCAUGCGAAGAAUACGCACUCGGGACAUGGACAUGGGGGUGUUGAUGUUGACAUGUUUCAUCCCCCUCGCGCAGCCUCCGGACGUGCAUCUACUAUUCUUCCCUCUGGUACCCCUAUUGUACGGCCCGUUGGUCAUCUCCCUCUGGUCCCUCCCCGGGGUCACCUAUCAUCAGACCUCCCAGGGCCUCUCGAUGACCUUUCCACAGACACUCCCAUCGAAUCAAGGACGCUCGCUCGAACAACAGGAUUCACGCUCGCACCCACGAACGAACUCGACGUUGAGCUCGAGCUCGCGUUUUUCGUCGGUGUCCCGACGGAGCACUUUGAACGCGUGCCAGUGGAGAAAGCAGAGGAACAUAUAUUUGGAGUUGUCUUACUGAACGAUUGGAGCGAAACCCUCCCCUUCGGAGCAUUCAACGCAAAGAACUUUGCGAGCACGAUCAGCCCGUGGGUUGUCACCCUCGAUGCAUUGGAACCGUUCAAGAUCGCACAUGACAUACGGAGGGUCCCGUCGUACCUUCUAGAUAAGGGAGAUGUGACGUAUGAUAUCUCAGUCAGCAUGGAGGUGAUUCCUGGUGGACCGGAGCAGAGGGAGAUGGGGGUAACGAGAUCUAGUUUGAGGAAUUCGUAUUGGACGUUUCGGCAGAUGCUCGCUUUCCACACACUCUCAGGAUGCCGCAUGCGUACCGGGGAUUUGAUAGGGACGGGGACGUUAUCUGGAGAGGACCCGACAUCCCUCUGUUCCCUCAUCGAGCAGCGCAAGCACUUCCCUAGUCGAAUUUUCAUACAGGACAGGGAUGAAGUUGUAUUCAGUGCUUGGUGCGGGUCUCCUCAGGGAGGAGUAGGAUUUGGAGUGUCGCGGGGUAGUGCUACCUGCGAGAUUGUAGUGAAGUAUUUCUUGGCUAGGUUAUCAUUGUUCAGAUUGGGAAACAGUCGGUCUCGCGCUACAUUUGUUGAUCGCUUGCGCCGCUGGAAAUGUGCUCUCGACCACGUUGAGUAG